Molecule: messenger RNA, 3674 nt
Organism: Tinamus guttatus (white-throated tinamou)
Lineage: Eukaryota; Metazoa; Chordata; Aves; Tinamiformes; Tinamidae
Source: RefSeq, a predicted model, not a curated record
AUGGGGGAUGCUGCCGCUGCUGCCACGUGCUGGCAUCGCCUCACUCUUCAGGAACCAGAACCAAACAGAGCUCAGCCGUGCGGCGGCCGCCUCAACUCCAAGGACGCUGGCUACAUCACCUCGCCGGGCUACCCACAGGACUACCCGUCCCACCAGAACUGUGAGUGGGUCAUCUACGCGCCUGAGCCCAGCCAGAAGAUCAUCCUCAACUUCAACCCGCACUUCGAGAUCGAAAAGCACGACUGCAAGUACGACUUCAUCGAGAUCCGGGACGGCGACAGCGAGGCGGCCGACCUGCUGGGCAAGCACUGCGGGAACAUCGCACCUCCCACCAUCGUCUCCUCCGGCCCCGCGCUCUACAUCAAGUUCACCUCGGACUACGCCCGGCAGGGCGCCGGCUUCUCCCUGCGCUACGAGAUCUACAAGACGGGCUCCGAGGAUUGCUCCCGAAACUUCACGGGCUCCAACGGCACCAUCGAGUCCCCGGGCUUCCCGGACAAGUACCCGCACAACCUGGACUGCGUGUUCACCAUCCUCGCCAAGCCGCGCACCGAGAUCCUCCUCCACUUCCUCCUCUUCGACCUGGAGCACGACCCGCUGCAGGCCGGCGAGGGCGACUGCAAGUACGACUGGCUCGACAUCUGGGACGGCAUCCCACAAGUCGGCCCCCUCAUCGGCAGGUACUGCGGCACCAGGAUGCCCUCAGACAUCCGCUCCACCACGGGCGUCCUCUCGCUGACUUUCCACACGGACCUGGCAGUAGCCAAGGAUGGCUUCUCAGCGCACUACGAGCUGCUCCCGCAGGAAGUGCCCGAAAACUUCCAGUGCAAUACACCGCUGGGCAUGGAGUCGGGCCGCAUCUCCAACGCGCAGAUCAGCGCCUCCUCCACCUACUCGGACGGGCGCUGGACGCCGCAGCAGAGCCGCCUCAACAGCGAUGACAACGGCUGGACGCCCAACGUGGACAGCAACAAGGAGUAUCUCCAGGUGGACCUGCACUUCCUGACGGUGCUCACGGCCAUCGCCACGCAGGGCGCCGUCUCCAGAGAGACGCAGACCGGCUACUACGUGCGCACCUACAAGCUGGAGGUCAGCACCAACGGGGAGGACUGGAUGAUGUACCGGCAUGGCAAGAACCACAAGCCCCGCCGCGUGGGGCCCGCCGCCUGCCGCAUCACCGAUUCGCCCUGCUCCAACCUGCUGGGGAUGCUCUCCGGCCUCAUCCCUGACACGCAGAUCUCGGCCUCGUCCAUCAGGGGCUACGACUGGUCGCCCAGCAUGGCCCGCCUCGUGAGCAGCCGCUCGGGCUGGUUCCCCCGCGUCCCCCAGGCGCAGCCGGGCGAGGAGGAGCUGCAGGUGGACCUGGGCGUCCCCAAGAACGUGCGGGGCAUCAUCAUCCAGGGGGCCCGCGGGGGUGACAGCGUGAGCACCACCGAGGCGCGCUCCUUCGUCAAGAAGUUCAAGGUGGCCUACAGCAUGACCGGGAAGGACUGGGACUUCGUCCAGGACCCCAAAACGAUGCAAGCCAAGCUUUUCGAGGGCAACAUCCACUACGACAUCCCCGAGGUGAGGCGGUUCGAGCCCGUCCCCGCGCAGUACGUCCGCGUGCACCCGGAGAGGUGGUCACCCGCCGGAAUUGGGAUGCGCCUGGAGGUGCUGGGAUGCGACUGGACAGACACGAAGGCCACGGCGGAGACGCUGGUGCCCACCCUGAACAGCGAGCUGACCACCACCCCCUACCCGACCGAUGCCGAGGCCACUGAGUGCGGCGAGAGCUGUGGGGAAGAGGAGGAUUUCCACCUGCCUGCGAGCUUCAACUGCAAUUUUGAUCUCCCCGAGGACCUCUGUGGUUGGUCACACGAUUUGGACACAGGUUACACGUGGUCUUUUCAGCCUGCAAGUACUCAGAUUGGCAGCACUGACACAAGCUCCGAGUCCGUGCCUGUUGUUGGCACGAAGUGGCAAACGAGCCAGAUGCUCCUCUUAGGUGCUGGGAAGUGCUGCUCCUCCUUCACGCGGCCGGAUGGGGACAGAUCUGUCCUUCACGCCGCCAAGUCAGUGCAAGUUGCGCUCUGGGUCAUCGCCGAGGACCAGGGCGACGAGUGGCGCGAGGGCCGCAUCAUCCUGCCCAGCUACGAGGGCGAGUACCGGAUCGUGUUCGAGGGCUUCAUCCGCAGCGGCCACCCGGGACAACUCGCCCUGGACGACAUCCACUUGGGCACGGACAUCCCGCUGGAGAACUGCAUGGAACCCCUCACAGCUUUCCCAGGUGAGAACUUCUACCCUUCAGGGGCCACCCUGCCGCCAGGGAGCGAGCCCACAGUGGACACGGUGUCAGUGCAGCCCAUCCCCGCCUACUGGUAUUACGUUAUUGCCGCCGGAGGUGCCGUUGUGGUGCUGGCGUCCGUCGCGCUGGCCCUGGUGCUCCACUACCACCGCUUCCGCUAUGCGGCAAAGAGCGGUCACGCCAUCGCCUACAAAACCUCCCACUAUGCCAACGGGGCGCCCGGGGCCGUGGAGCCCACCCUAACCAUAAAGCUAGAGCAAGAGCCCGGCGCGCGCCACAUCUCUGGCCCUCCUCCGUGUCCCCCUUGGUCCCCCCCGUGCCACCGCCUCCCUGAAUCUCUGACAAACGUUUGUAAACUAAUGCUGCACCUGGGAUCGCCGGAGGAGACACGUCGCCCGCCCGGGCACGGCCGUGGGCGCUGCGCCGCGGCGGGGCCGUUUCGGGCUGCCCCCGGGGUCCCGGCGUACGCGGGAGGGCGGGCGGCCGGCGGGAACGGCCCCUCGGGGGCUGGCUCGUCCUGCCUCUACUUGCACAGGGAACGCUCCGGGGGGUUUGUUUGUGUCUUUGUUUGUUUGUCCGUUUUCGCCUCCCCUCGGGAAGGCCCGGGACCCGCUGUGUUUACGUGGGAAGAGCGCAAUGCUUUUUGUUUUUUUGUUGCCUUAUAUCGAGCUGUGGCGGGGUUCCCGCUCCGAGCGCGUUGCUGUCCCGGCGGCGCCCGCGGAGCCCGGAGGCGUUCGGAGAGGCCCGAGGUCUUACCUUGCAUCCCGCCUUUCCCGAAGGCCCCUCCCUGCCACAGCCAUUGCGGCGCCGGGGGUCCCUCCUCGCCGCCCGCCCGCCAGCGAAUCUCCUCGAAGUUGCCUUAUGCCCGCGAAGCUCCCGAUGAAUGUUCAGUCCUGAAUUUCCCAAGACUGGAGGAUGACUUUCCCAUCCCCGAGCAAGGCUUCGAAGACAGCGACGAUCAUGAUUACUUUGGAUCGGAUAGGAACGACACACUGUUCUCUACUAACUCUCCAGGAACAUCCAAGCUGGACAAAGAGAAGAGCUGGCUCUACACCUUGGACCCCAUCCUGGUCACCAUCAUAGCGAUGAGCUCCCUCGGCGUCCUCCUCGGGGCCAUCUGCGCCGGGCUGCUGCUCUACUGCACCUGCUCAUACGCCGGCCUCUCCUCGCGCAGCUCCACCACGCUGGAGAACUACAACUUCGAGCUCUACGAUGGCAUCAAGCAGAAGGUCAAAAUGAACCACCAGAAGUGCUGCUCGGAGGCCUGAUGGGCCACCUCAGGAUCUCCCUCAACGCUGCGGUCCGGUGAGGUGGGCUGGUGGGGACAACUCCUUGUUUUUUGCUGUUUUCUACGGGAACUGAACGCCAUAAUCUCCAACGACCUGGC